This is a messenger RNA of Penicillium brasilianum, 1143 nucleotides long. The record is from the annotation of a GenBank genome assembly. NCBI's taxonomy places the organism in Eukaryota, Fungi, Ascomycota, Eurotiomycetes, Eurotiales, Aspergillaceae.
AUGGACUCGUCCCAGCAAGCCAUUUACUUGCCGUGGCCAGCCUUUUUAUCGUCAUUUCGAGGCAUGAACAGAUCCCGGACUGCCGCGAGGCCUCCGGAGCCUCAGUUCCACUUGUUCAGUCGCCUGCCGGCCGAAUUGCGGAUGAAGAUCUGGGAGUUCUGUCUACCGAACCGAGUCGUCGAACUCAACCACCCUCGGUGGGUGGCCCAAAAGGAUAAAUGCGACGGAACAUGGACAGCCAAGCAAAACACCUUGCCGCCGGCAAUUUCGCUAGUCAACCACGAGUCUCGCAUGGUGGCCAUCCGCGCCGCCGUCCAUGAAGGACAAAUAGACCCGAAGCACCAGGUCCGCCAGACAGUCGGUUUCUGGUUCCAGAGAAAUAGGGACAUCGUGAUGAUGUAUGAAAAGGAUGAGCCUGGGGCUGUUAAUCGGAUCAAUGACUAUCCCAUUUCCGCUCAGGGCAAGCAGUGGCUUCAGUCCAUGGCGGUUGACACGGCGAUCUACUCUGUGAUGAUCAAUCCGUGGGGUUCCCGGGCCGGAAUGUUGACAACGGAUCCUGGGAUGCAUCAUGCUCCCGAUAGUGGGUGGUGGGAUCCGCUGAUCAUCAUGGAGACCAUUCCCAUCCACGCCAAGGAGGCCGAUGUUAGGGCGGCAGGAGUCUUCGGUGCGAUGUUGGACGAGCCUAUCCAGCUAGUCGACCCGGACGACGCAAUACUGAUGGAGCGAUACCGCUGGCUUUGCAUGGAUCGGGCCGGCACCCAGACCCGCAGUGUUAUCACGUUCUUCAACAACUUCACCGGAGGACGCCAGCAGGUUGACAACCUCCGACAGCACCUGAAUUGGUGGGUGAAGCUGGGGAAAGGCCGAGAGAUCUGGCGGAGGUGGAAGGCCGCCAAGGACCAGGGGUUUGCCGGCAUCGAGUAUCCGGAGAACAUCUGGAGAGCGCCAUCCGGCGCUUUUGUCAACAUGCUGGACGAGCGAGUCCUCACCCAGCAUAGUCCCGAUGGUGGCGUAAACUUGUAUAUGUUUAGUCCCAACGAGGACCACCCCUGGGUGAGGGAGAGGCUCGCAGAGGCCAGCUUCACACCUCGCAUCAUGUUCCGGUGGUGUGCCGAUGAAUGCUGGACUCAUCGCUGGCAUUAA